AUGAUUCUUUCAAGUGCAGUGGGACAGAAGUUCCAGCUCAGUGCAGUGGGACAGAAGUUCCAGCUCAGUGCAGUGGGACAGAAGUUCCAGCUCGGUGCAGUGGGACAGAAAUUCCAGCUCGGUGCAGUGGGACAGAAGUUCCAGCUCGGUGCAGUGGGACAGAAGUUCCAGCUCAGUGCAGUGCGACAGAAGUUCCAGCUCAGUGCAGUGCGACAGAAGUUCCAGCUCAGUGCAGUGGGACAGAAGUUCCAGCUCGGUGCAGUGGGACAGAAGUUCCAGCUCAGUGCAGUGCGACAGAAGUUCCAGCUCAGUGGCAUGAUGUCCAAAGAAAAGGUGUUGUGUCCCCAUAAACCAAUGGCUCAGUAUAACUGUUCCUCUCUGGGUCUGCCUGCCACCACUCCUGACCAGCUUGGUUGGAACGUGUCCUGGGCCCUGGGCAACGUCAGUGCUGAUGACAUGGAGGACACGUGCCUGAAUCGGAGUCAGUACCUGGAGAAGUUUCUAGGCUUCCAGCGGUCGCCUGUUUUCCUGCCGGUUUGCAUUACCUUCCUCAUCAUCUUCGCUGUGGGAGUGUUAGGGAACGUGCUCACCUGCGCCGUCAUCGUGCACUACAAGGUGAUGCGGACGCCAACUAAUUACUACCUGUUCAGUCUGGCCGUGUCCGACUUAUUAGUCCUACUGCUGGGUAUGCCGUUGGAACUCUACGAGAUGUGGAGCAACUACCCGUUCCUGUUCGGCGCCGGCGGCUGUUACUUCAAGACCUUCCUGUUUGAAACGGUCUGCUUUGCCUCCAUUCUCAAUGUAACGGCACUGAGCGUGGAGCGCUACAUCGCUGUGUUACACCCGCUGAAAGUCAAGCACGUGGCCACACACGCCCAUGCCAAGCGUGUCAUCCUGAUGCUGUGGGUCAUAUCCAUGGUGUGCGCCAUGCCAAACACCAGCCUCCACGGUGUGGCCGUGUUGAGGCCCCGAUUUGGCCGCCAAUUCCCAGAGUCGGCCAUCUGCAUGAUGGUCAAGCCCAUGUGGAUGUACAACCUGAUUAUUCAAGUGACCACGCUGGUCUUCUUCCUGAUGCCUAUACUCACCAUCACUGUGCUGUACCUGCGCAUCGGCCUGCAGCUCAGGAUGGAGAGACGCAUGCAGGGGGUCGGGACCGGGCAGGGUUUUGGUCCUGAUCGCCACUGCAGACACCAGCAGAGGGCGCGCCACCGACAAGUCACCAAGAUGCUUUGCGUACUGGUGAUUGUUUUUGGCAUCUGCUGGGCUCCCUUCCACAUUGACCGUCUCAUGUGGAGCUUCAUAAACUCCUGGACUGGCCACCACCACCUGAUCUUCGAGUACGUCCACAUCGUCUCCGGGGUCUUCUUCUACCUCAGCUCGGCGGUCAACCCCAUCCUCUACAACCUCAUGUCCACCCGCUUCCGGGAGAUGUUCCAGCAUAUCACGUGUCGCUCCGGCCUCUGUGGCGGCGACGUGCGCCUGCUGAACGCCCGUAGCACCCAAAUUACCCUACGUAGUAUCGUCUAUGAGAAGCCGCAACAUAACACCCCAGACAGAGAGGAGCAGAAUGUGUACGUAAACCCCAACGGCCAGCAUGUAUAUGGCAAUACAAGCCCUGAUUAG
This is a messenger RNA of Salvelinus namaycush (lake trout), 1623 nucleotides long. Its product is annotated as neuromedin-U receptor 1-like. Lineage: Eukaryota; Metazoa; Chordata; Actinopteri; Salmoniformes; Salmonidae. The record is from RefSeq and is a predicted model, not a curated record. The coding region runs from base 1 to 1623 and encodes 540 amino acids. The transcript is spliced from 3 exons. Gene Ontology annotation, cellular component: plasma membrane. Gene Ontology annotation, molecular function: neuromedin U receptor activity. Gene Ontology annotation, biological process: G protein-coupled receptor signaling pathway.